ACAAGUUCGGAUGUUUUUGUGUUAUUUUUUUUACAGCAAUUUCGAACUGUGACAUUUAAAGGGAGAUUUCAUAUGUAUAAAACAGCCAAGCCACCAUAUAUCUCUUAAUUAUACCAAAAGACAAUAGAAAAGUGAUAAUAUUCCCCAAAAGAAUGGUCCCGGAGAACAUGGACCGAAGUUGGUUUGGAUAUUUCGCAGAUGACUAAAAAAUAAAGAGAAAGAAGAGAGUGGAGUGCUCAAAAAAGGAACUUGUACGAGCAAAUUAAAGCUUCAGUAUGGCCUAAAAUUAAUCUAGAUAAUACUUUGAAGUUACGAUAAAUAAUACUGAUAUGUAUUAACGUAAUAAAUGUUAGGAAAACAUUUUAGAUUUAAAAACAUGACCACCAUAACUGUGCCAAAAGAACCUGAGUACCGCUCAUGUGAGCUUUCAGGGGAGAAAACUUGUAAUGAUGGAAGAUGUAUUUCAAAGAUAGAUCUGUGUCCUGAGGAACAGUUGAUGAAUCAGAACACGAUACUAAUUAUGAUCGUAGUGGGAAUAGCUGUGGUGAUUUUCCUUAUUGUGUUAUACUGUUUUCAACAAAGACAAAGAAAUGCUUCAAGGUCAAGGUUAAGAAAUCAGACCUCAAUAGAUAACGACAUGGAUCCAGAAAGAUCGUCUUUAUUUGAGCCUCCUCCAGCCUAUAAUGAGGCCAUAGACACAAGAUUGUACCCUCCCACACCACAGAUGCUCAGAGACCGAGCAUUAAGACCCCCAUCAGAGGACCAGCCACCAAUGACACCACCUCCAAAUUAUGACACAGCUUUACAAAUUCUAGCAAGAAGUCAUGAAUCAGUUUUAGGCAAGCCUCCAUUAUUACGACGGCAGUCAUCAACAACAUCGUCAUUUAGACGUAGCUUUUCUUUUGAUUUGCUCAAUAAUCAGACUGUAACAACAAACACUUUAGUGCCAUUGACAGAGACAAAUAAUCAGGAUAAACCUGAGGGUAGGGGAGACAACUCUAGGAACAGUGAUCUGACGCUACAAAUCAUCAGCUGAUAAAUAGAAUCUCUGUGUCUUGUCCGUUCAAAAUAUUGUCAUGAGAUUAUGUUAACAUUUAUUUAUAUUUUUGAGAUCUUUGUGAUAUUGUACAUUUUUGUAUAGAUUUUCAACAUUUCCCGGUAGUGUGUAGUACUUCUCAAGUAGUCAGAAGGUCAUGUGACAAAGGUCACGUGCUAUGUUACAAAGGUCACAUGCUAUGUUACAAAGGUCACGUGCAUAUUCAGUAAUCAAUACUUUAAGAUUUGUAUUAUUUAUUAGUCAGGGCAUGUACUUAACUUCACAUACAUUAGUUUUUUCCAGCAGUUCCUUUAAGCGUAGGGUGCAGUUUAACUAUGCAAGUUUAUAAACUGUUAAUUCUACAUCAGAAUUCACUGAUUUUAUCAUUUGAUAUACUUUGCCCCUGUAACGUCAACACAGAUUAACUAGAAAUCAACUUAAAUUAAGAUGAAUGAAUUUGAAUGAAGUCUGUUUCUUAUAGAUAUGCUAAAAGCAGAAUCUAUUGAUCUGAAAAAUAGAAAAAUCUUUAAAAACUUGGGAUGAACUUAACUCAGAAAGAAGGAUAUUUAGGGAAAAUAUUUGAUGUAGACUGAUUCAUAUUGAUUAGGUUAAUUGUCAAAGUUAAAUUGAACAGGAAGUAUUGAAAGAAGGAAAUCAUUUUAGAUAAUUGAUUAUUAUUAAGGAAGUCAUAGGAAAAUCUUAAGAAUUGCUUAUAUUUGAGAGCAAAGUUCAAGUUUACCUUUUAAGUAUGGUGCUAUUUACCAAAGAAAUGUUCACUAAAUACUUUAUACAUUUGUCUUUAUGAUUUAAAACAGGAAAUAGUUUGUCAAGAUUUUACUCACAAAACUUGUGUAUACUGAUCUAUCAUAGUUGAUACAAUCACUGCCAUUUUAUGUGAAGGAUUGAAGGUCAGCAGCUUCACAACUUGGUUGUGAUUAUUGUUUUUUUUUGCUAAAUUUAAUCAAGUGUUUGUGAAUGGAAAUGUUUUUUACAUUUACAUAGUGUUAAACAAUUAUAUCCAAAUUUAAUGAGUAUCUUAUUAACAAAGUUAUAUUACUAUAAAUAUGGGAAGCUGGAAUGUGUUAUCCUUGUGUCCUUGUGAUUUAGCUCAAGGUCAUAAGCCAAAGUUUUGUUUUAUGUCAGGCAAUUAUAAACAGUGUUUAUUUAUAGAUUUCCCUACAGAAGGUCGGUGGUUAUCUCUGGGGACUCCGCCUUCCUCCACCAAUAUAAACUGACCAACACAAAAUAGAACAUUUGUGCUGAAAGUGGUGUUACACACCAAUCAAAUUAUUAAUAGAUAUUUUCUCAUCUUCUCCAUGUAAA
This is a messenger RNA of Mytilus trossulus (common blue mussel), 2359 nucleotides long. RefSeq lists its product as uncharacterized. Lineage: Eukaryota; Metazoa; Mollusca; Bivalvia; Mytilida; Mytilidae. The transcript has 5 exons. The record is from RefSeq and is a predicted model, not a curated record. Bases 347 to 1036 code for a protein of 229 amino acids.